GGCAUUACAAUCAAGGAGCAAGAAUUUAGUGGAGCCUUUAAAGUUUCUGGGACUGUACUGUUAUGGGAAGAAGAAAACUUUCGAGUAAGGGAUCUACUCAAGAAAACCCACCGAAAAAGGGUCCUGGGAGGAAGGCAAAGAAGCAACCAGCGCCAAAGUUACCGAAACAGUUAGAUGGGAGCAAUGUUCAGAAUUCGAGGAAAAGAAAGUUGAAACAUCAGAGUGGAAGUGUGCCAGGGAAAAGCAAGUCUGAGGUGAAGAGCUCUAAGAAGGCAAGAAUGAAACGAUCUUUAUCUGAUGCUGAAGAGACACAGGAAGCUGAAGAAUCAAGUGGUGAAGAAUUUGUUAAGUUAAAUAUCAAGUCAAAUCCUUUUAGUGAUAGCAAUGCCAACUGGCUAAAACUUGCUAAGAAGGAUGGGGAAGGUAGUGAUGACCAGGAUGAUUUCAUGCAAGAUGAUGAUUUUAUGAGUGAUGAUUACAGCACUAGUAAACAAAAUGACAGUAAUACUGAUGAUGAUGAAAAUGUUAAUGAAGAGGAUGAUGAUGAUGAUGAUGGUGAUGACAAGGAUGAUGAUGAUGAUGAUGAUGAAGAUGAAGAUGAUGAGGAGAUGUUACCCAUAGAGAGGAAAGCUAAAAAGCUUGAUGAGAAAAAAGCCAAAGACAAGGCCUUAGCUGAAGAAGAGCUUAUGACUAACAUCACUGAAACUGAAGUGUUUGUGCUGCCAAGUGGACAGGAAAUAGAGAAAGAAGCAAAUGAACAUACAGAUUUAGCUUUGAUCAAUCAAAGAAUCAGGGAUAACAUACAAGCACUCAACAACUUUAAUACAACACGUGAACCUGGCAGGUCACGACAGGAAUAUGUGGAACUACUUCUUAGUGACCUUUGUAAAUACUACAGUUAUGGAAAAUUUCUGAUGGAGAAAUUUAUGGACCUUUUCCCCAUAAAUGAGUUGGUAGAAUUCCUUGAGGCAAAUGAAGUUCAGAGGCCCAUCACUAUUAGAACAAAUACAUUGAAGUCGAGAAGAAGAGAUCUUGCACAGGCCCUUAUAAACCGUGGGGUAAAUUUAGACCCAAUUGGCAAAUGGUCUAAGGUUGGACUUGUUGUCUAUGACUCUUCUGUACCAAUUGGAGCCACCCCAGAAUAUCUAGCAGGACACUACAUGUUGCAAGGGGCAUCAUCAAUGCUCCCAGUUAUGGCCUUGGCUCCUCAGGAGAAAGAACGGGUAUUAGACAUGUGUGCAGCUCCUGGUGGCAAAACUACAUACAUAGCAUCACUCCUAAAGAACACUGGACUGGUGGUUGCAAAUGAUGCUAAAAAGGAAAGAACAAAAGCUUUAGUUGCUAAUAUUCAUAGAUUAGGAAUAAGUAACACCUUGGUUUGUCAUUAUGAUGGUCGAGCAUUUCCAAAGGUAAUGGCAGGUUUUGACCGUGUUCUUCUUGAUGCCCCAUGCAGUGGAACAGGAGUCAUAUCAAAGGAUCAGUCUGUUAAAAUCAAUAAGACUGAGAAAGAUAUUCAUCGGUGUUCUCAUAUUCAGAAAGAACUCAUUCUGUCUGCUAUUGAUGCUACAGAUGCUAAGUCAUCAAGUGGUGGAUAUAUUGUUUACUCCACCUGUUCUGUUUUGGUAGAAGAAAAUGAGGCUGUGAUUGAUUAUGCUCUCAGCAAAAGACACGUAAAACUGGUAUCCACUGGGUUGGACUUUGGCCAAGAAGGAUUUUCAAAGUUCAGGGGAAAACAUUUCCAUCCUUCCUUAAAAUUGAGCAAGAGAUUUUUCCCUCACACUCACAACAUGGAUGGAUUUUAUGUUGCCAAGUUGAAAAAAUAUUCCAACAAAAUUUCUCCUCAAGGAGAAAUUUCCAGCAAAGUAGGGAACAAGAAAGAUUAACCAAAAAAGGAAUCGCCUCCCCAAGAAAAUCAAGAAAUUGAUCUGGGAACUAUACAAACUGCCACAGGAAACUCAGAUGAUAACUAGAAGUUUCAGAAUCAAGAAUGCUGCCCAGAACACUUGAUACACAAAUGUCACAACCAAUAAAAAACACUGAUUACAUGUGGCUUUCAACUUAAAUAGGGAGGCACCAUAAAGGGAAAAAACAGUCUUCAAUAGACUUGCUUCCUCAUCCUCAUAGCACCUUGUGCAGUGUUCACAGCCAGGACAAAUACCUGCUUGUGGUCAAGUUGCAGUUUUUUCAGACCCUUGUUUGAUACAGCAUUCUUACAAUGACUUGCAAACUUAACAGUAACAUAUAGGCCAACAAUCUAUUAUCUUUUUCAAAUUUUAUUUAUAGUUAUUAUAAAAAAAUAUACUUAGUACAAUACAAGUUAGUAGCAUACAACCUACACUGAAUGUCACAUGCUGCUCUACAAAAUACAUUAAUCGUCUCUACAAUAAGCAUCACUUCCUCCAUUAAUAGGUUUAGGCAAUUUGGCUAGAAACUUCUAGUUCAUUCUUUAGGUAACUUAGAGCAUAUAAAGGAUAUGUGAAGCCUUUAAAGCAUGUGGUUGAUGUCAAUUGCAGACAAGAACUAAUUGAAACCUGUGCUUAUUAUUCAAGUGUAACUUGUUGAUGAAAGCAGGUAUUUAUUAUGAUAUUGCUUGCAAAUCCCUGACACCAUAUACAAGGUUAUAAGUCCACCUUUAGUUAGAUUUUAAGAUUCAUUAAAUAAAACGUUAUCUGAAUACCUCUCAAAGGCAUGUUCUAAUCAUGGAAAAAAUUCCACACACAACUAUCUCCAUUUCACUACAAAAUACCUUGUUUUUAUCAGUUGUCUUAAGUAUCAGAAAAUAUGAGAUAUUAAGCAUGUAUAAUAGUGUUUUUGUCUUGUCUUUCAGAAGCUCAAUACUACAAACUGAAGUAAACAUAUUUUCCUCUCCAGUCAAAUCAAACAAAGCAUGACUUACAAACCUUCUAAAAAUAACCAGAUAAAAUUUUACUAGUCCUAGCGCACAAUAGUUACAAAAAAAAUUGUAAACACUAACAGAGAAGCUUGCAGGCAAAUCAAGUAAAGGAUACAGAAGAACUUUAAUUUGACUUUCAAUAGAUCAUAAGUUGAAAUAAAUAACUAUUUACAAGGGAGUUUCACAGUCAACAAUACCGUUUGAAAAAAGCUGAUCUAAAUUAUUUUUAAUCAUUAACGAAAUGAUCAUCAAAACAAAAGCCAACAAGUGAAAUGGUUAAAAACCUAUUAAAUUCAACAUAGUUCUUGUAGUUGGAGUAGUGUUCACAGUCUUUUAUGAUACAGUGAGUAUUUAAUUUGCGUUCACGUUUAUAUUAGUUUGAAAUGUACUGUACAGAUUAUUCAUUUGCUACCUCAUACAAAGGUAACAUUCAUGCCAAGGUACAGUAAUUGUCUGUUCAUUAAAUAGGCUAAAUACAGUUUGGUGCUUUGUCAAGUUAAAACAAGCCAACAAACAGCAAAUGAGUAACUUUUAA
Messenger RNA from Pocillopora verrucosa, 3428 nucleotides. Its product is annotated as probable 28S rRNA (cytosine(4447)-C(5))-methyltransferase. Gene Ontology annotation, cellular component: nucleolus. Gene Ontology annotation, molecular function: rRNA (cytosine-C5-)-methyltransferase activity; RNA binding. Gene Ontology annotation, biological process: maturation of LSU-rRNA; rRNA base methylation. The record is from RefSeq and is a predicted model, not a curated record. NCBI's taxonomy places the organism in Eukaryota, Metazoa, Cnidaria, Anthozoa, Scleractinia, Pocilloporidae.